Molecule: messenger RNA, 1487 nt
Organism: Selaginella moellendorffii
Lineage: Eukaryota; Viridiplantae; Streptophyta; Lycopodiopsida; Selaginellales; Selaginellaceae
Product: protein HGV2
Exons: 7
Coding region: 40-1260 (406 amino acids)
Biological process (GO): CENP-A containing chromatin assembly; DNA replication-dependent chromatin assembly
Cellular component (GO): nucleoplasm
Molecular function (GO): histone binding
Source: RefSeq, a predicted model, not a curated record
CUUCGGAAUCAGUAGAGCUGCUGGCUAGGGUUUGGAGCGAUGGUGCCCGAGGCUGCGACUGGCGGGGAGGAGGCGGAGGUGCCUCUCAGCGAUGGCGGCGCAGCUAUGGACGAGGUAAAUGCCGCUGCUCCUGCGCCUGAGGAAGACGAAGGAAAGGAGGAGAAUGCAGAGAACGGGGAGGAAGAGGAACAAGAAGCCACAGUGGAGAAUGCCGCGAAGCUGUUUGAGUCGGGAUGCAAUGCUCUCAAGGCUGGAGAUUUAGAGAGCGCAUCGAAUGAUCUCUGCAAGGCGCUAGAAAUGAGGGUGAUGCUUCACGGCGAGCUUGCUCCAGAGUGUGCAUCGGCUUACUACAAGUAUGGGUCGUGUCUUCUCUACAAGGUUCAAGCGGAGAGGGAUAUUUUCUCCGAGGCUACUCCGGCUAAGGAGAAAGGAGUAACGAUUUCUGAGCCAGCAGAAGCGGAAGAAGAGAGCAAUGAAGCAGAGGAGAAAGUUGAAGGAGAAGACGGUGAAGAUAUCCAGGAAGAAGAGGAGUCUGAUUUGGAGCUAGCCUGGAAGAUGAUGGACAUUGCACGGGUGAUCCACGAAAGGCAGCACACGCACACUUUGGAGGAGGUGGAUGUAAUCUCUGGCCUGGCUGACAUAAGUCUCGAGAAAGAGGAUUUUCAAACUUGUUUGGAUGACUACAGCAAAGCACUGGAAAUUCUCAAGGGACUCGUGGAGCCGGAUAAUCGUCAACUGGCAGAGCUAUAUUUUAAGAUGGCUCUGGCGAAGCAGCUCUCGAAAGCUCCCAAAGAAGCGAUCGAGUGCUGUCACCUGGCUGUGGCUGUUUGCGAGAACCGCCUGGAAAGGCUCAAAGGAGAGGUCACUUGUCGAGACGAGGAGAUCAAGGAAAUGGAAUUGCUGCUUGUUGAUCUCAAAGAAAAGGUGGACGAGCUGCAUCAAAUGGCUGCCGCUCCUCCACUCUUGGAAGUCUUGGAAGCAGAGAACCCUGUAGUGGCGGAGACUGUGAAGCAGACAUUCAUGGCCGUGGCUGAUAUGGCGAGCAAUGGAAGCAAGGCACCGAUGGAGACAACAACAACAACGAUGACAACUCCCUCCACUUCCAAGGACGCGGUAAUAAAUCUGGGAGUUGUGGGACGAGGGAUCAAACGUGCUACUCCAGUCCUGAUCACUGACAAUGGAAGCGUCGCCAAAGUUUCAAAGGCAUUCGAGGGAGACACGGCAUCCGCUGGAGAUGGAUCAUCGAAAAAGGCAGACUAGUCUUCCAUCGACUUCAUAACGUUGAGAGUACCAAACGAUGCCUUUUGGAAGAGAAAGAGACACUCCAAGUCCAAGAAAAAAAUUGUUUCUUUCAACUGACUGAAGCUCAUAGCCAAGACCAAGGAAUUUUACUUGUCGAGAGAAGAGAGGAGAAAUCUGUGACAAUGUCAAAACGUGGAAGAAAGCAAACAAAAGAGAAGCCACGUAGCUAUGCACGUUUGAAAAAA